UGCAGUGUGAGAUUCUUGCAGGAGAAUUGGCCGGCAUGGAUUCUGCUGCUGCCGCCGUCUGCGCGGAGAAGGCGAGCGAGACCAUCAAGAUCGGGCAGGUGGACGACGUGCAGGAGCUGCACACCGUGCCGGAGCGGUACAUCAGGGACGGCGACGACCGGCCGAACGGCGGUGCCGAAGUGUGCGCGCUGGAAAUUCCGGUGAUCGACGUCGGCGAGCUGCGGCGCGGCGGCGAGGAGGAGCUCGACAAGCUCAGGCUCGCCUGCAAGCAGUGGGGCUUCUUCCAGGUUGUGAACCAUGGCGUGGAGGAGGAGGUGAUGGAGGAGAUGGAGAAGGCGGCGAGGGAGUUCUUCAUGCUGCCGCUGGAGGAGAAGGAGAAGUACCCCAUGGAGCCCGGCGGCAUCCAGGGCUACGGCCACGCCUUCGUCUUCUCCGAGGACCAGAAGCUCGACUGGUGCAACAUGCUCGCCCUCGGCGUCGAGCCGGCCUUCAUCCGCCGUCCCAACCUCUGGCCAACAACUCCGGCCAACUUCAGUGGGACGCUGGAGACGUACUCGGUGGAGAUCAGGGAGCUGUGCCUCCGGCUGCUGGACCACAUCGCGGCGGCGCUGGGGCUGGCUCCGGGGAGGUUCAACGGCAUGUUCGGCGAGGCGGUGCAGGCGGUGAGGAUGAACUUCUACCCGCCGUGCCCGCGGCCGGAGCUGGUGCUGGGGCUGAGCCCGCACUCCGACGGCAGCGCGGUGACCGUGCUCCAGCAGGACGCGGCGUUCGCCGGCCUGCAGGUGCUCCGGGACGGCGCCUGGGUGCCCGUCCAGCCCGUCCCCGGCGCCCUCGUCGUCAACAUCGGCGACACGCUCGAGGUGCUCACCAACGGCAGGUACAAGAGCGUCGAGCACCGGGCGGUGGCCAGCGGCGAGCACGACCGCCUGUCCGUCGUCACGUUCUACGCGCCGGCCUACGACGUCGAGCUCGGCCCGAUGCCGGAGUUCGUCGCCGGCGGCGAGCCGUGCAGGUACCGGAGGUACAACCACGGCGAGUACAGCCGCCACUACGUGACCAGCCGGCUCGAGGGCAAGAAGACGCUUGAAUUCGCCAAGAUCUAAUUAACCGAGCAAUUAAUUAUUAAUUAAUCACCCUAGAAAUCAAUUAUAUUCACGCAUACUACAACCUUAUUAGUCACUAUGUUUGUACAACCACUUGUGUAUGUGCAGAACAGCCUUGAUAUAUGAUGAUCUCAACGUUAGAAAAUACUCCCUCGUUUUGUAUUAUAUUUAAUUUUAUGUUUAUUCUAAGUCAAACAUGUUUUAAGUUUUAUCAAAUGUGUAGAAUAAUAUAGCAAUAUUUUGUAACAUAAAAUAAAUAUAU
Oryza brachyantha (malo sina) is the source of this 1365-nucleotide messenger RNA. Its product is annotated as protein SRG1-like. The transcript is spliced from 3 exons. Lineage: Eukaryota; Viridiplantae; Streptophyta; Magnoliopsida; Poales; Poaceae. The record is from RefSeq and is a predicted model, not a curated record. The coding region runs from base 36 to 1103 and encodes 355 amino acids.